Molecule: messenger RNA, 2755 nt
Organism: Oryza brachyantha (malo sina)
Lineage: Eukaryota; Viridiplantae; Streptophyta; Magnoliopsida; Poales; Poaceae
Product: pentatricopeptide repeat-containing protein At2g36730
Exons: 2
Coding region: 1226-2731 (501 amino acids)
Biological process (GO): RNA modification
Molecular function (GO): protein binding; RNA binding
Source: RefSeq, a predicted model, not a curated record
UCUCUCCGCCCACCAAAUCCCCAUGGCUGGCGGCCCAAAAAAGCUCUUCCAUGGGCCGUCUUCGUGCGCCCUUUCUCGCGCGGCCCUGCGCUAAAUAGACUUUUCGCCCAAGUUUAUAGGAAUAAAUCCACUUUGACUCUCUCAAAGUAACCGGAAUCUAAUACAUAACCCUAAACCGUAAAACCGGAUAUUUCGACCCCCGAACUAUUGAAACCGGUGCAAUUUGACUCCCCGAGAGGUUUUGGAGAGCGGUUUCGCUGAUGUGGCACUCACUAACAGGUGGGUCCCACAUGUCAUACUCUCUUUCUUUUUUCCCUUCUCUUUCUCUUCUUUCUCCUCUAUUCAUCCGUGACCGUAGCCGUCGUCGCCUCCCCACGGCCGUAGCCAACGCGGUCCCGCGCCUGUGGUCGUCGCCGACGUCGACGCCUCCCUGCGGCUGCGUUUGCCGCCAACACAGCCCGCGCCCAUGACCGUCGCCGUUGCCUCCCCACGGCCGCGUCCGCAGCCGACGCAGCCCCGCACGUGUGGUCGCCGCCAACGCCGACGCCUCCUCGCGGCUGCCGCCAUCGCCGCUUCAGCUCCCUCCAUUUCGAUGCACACUACCUGCAGCUCACGCCGGAGCUCCACGCCAGCCUCUUCGACGACGCUGUCCGGCCAAUCUUGUUGCUCCCGUCGACACCAAGCGCCGGAACUACUAUGGCCCCGAGAAGCCGUUCCACGGCGGCCUCCCGGGCGUCGACGCUUACGAGAGCCUAGCCAUCAUGGCUGGCCUCAAGCCCGAGAACGUCCACGCCUUCGUCGAUAUCAUUUGUCCCUGCGGCAACGAUGACUUCUGAUACACAGUGAGAUCGUUCAUGGCGCGGCGAACCGCAUCUAGUUUUGUGCAAGAUUUAAUUGCAGUGCCACAUAAGCACCACGCGAGACCAAGACCAAGUCAACACCGCCACAUCAACGCCACGUCAGCAAAACCACUCUCUAAAACCGCUGGAGGAGUUAAAUUGCAUUGGUUUCAAUAGUUGGGGAGUCAUCCUAUCCGAUUUUUGGUUGAGGGGUAUGAAUUAGAUUCGGUCUAUUUUUAAGGGACUGAAAGUGAACUUUUUCCAAGUUUAUAAUCACUAGUCAAUGUGUAAUAUCAAAAUGGGCCUUGAAUUUACGGCCCAGCAGCAGCCGCAGCGACCAAAAAUCUCCGGCGCGUCGAGCACGGCCCGCCACCUCCAUCCAUGGCAUGGCCGCUCUCCACGCCCUCGUCGCCGGCGCCGCCACCGUCACCCAUCUCCGGCAGAUCCACGCCCAUCUCCUCACCUCCGGCCGCCUCGCCUCCCUCGGCCCCGAACUCCUCCGCCGCCUCGUUGCGCUGCCCAACCCCGGCCGCCAUCUCCCCCUCGCCCGCCGCCUCCUCCUCUCCCUCCCAUCCCCGUCUCUCGACCUCUUCAACCUCCUCCUGCCCCCGCUCGCCUCCUCGCCCGACCCCUCCGACGCCGCCCACCUCUUCCUCCGCCUCCGCCGCGGGGGGUUCCGCCCCGACGCGCACACGCUUCCGCACGUCCUCAAGGCCCUCGCCCGCCUCGCCCCGGGAUCCCUCCCGCUAGUUGGCUCCGUGCACUCGGAGGCCGUCAAGGAUGGCCUCGCCUGCGCGGUGGUCUACGUCCCGAACGCGCUCAUGGCCGCCUAUUCGGCCUGCGGCCACCUGGAGCGCGCCAGCCAGGUGUUCGACGAAAUGCCGCGGCGCACCGUCGUGUCCUGGAACACUGCCCUCACCGCCUGCGCGGACAACGACCGCCACCAACUGUGCAUUAAGCUGUUGUCGGAAAUGCUAGAGGCUGGCUCCGUGCCUGACCCGACCACCUUCGUGGUCAUGCUGUCCGCCGUGGCCGAGCUGGGUAACCUGGCGCUCGGCAAGUGGGCGCAUGGGCAGGUUCUCGCGCGGAGGCUGGACAUGACUCUUCAGCUUGGAACAGCUGCAGUGAACAUGUACUCCAAGUGUGGCGCGGUAAGCUACGCCCUGCGCUUGUUCGAAAGGAUGCCUGCUCGGAAUGUCUGGACAUGGACUGCGAUGAUCGUAGGGUUUGCACAGAAUGGUUUGGCUCCGGAAGCGUUGGAGCUGUUUGACAGGAUGAAACUCUCAAUGGUCAUGCCAAAUUAUGUUACAUUUCUCGGCCUGCUCACUGCGUGUAGCCAUGCUGGUCUAGUUGAUGAGGGGCGCCGGUUCUUCCACGAAAUGCAGCAUGUCUAUGGCAUCAAGCCGAUGAUGACACACUACAGCGCCAUGGUUGAUGUCCUAGGGCGCAAUGGUCUCCUCCAUGAAGCUUAUGACUUUAUUGUAAGAAUGCCAAUUGAGGCCGACCCAGUUGUCUGGAGGACAUUAUUGGGCGCCUGCCAGCUGCAUAGCUCCAAGGAGUGCAUUGAGAUUGUUGACAAGGUGCAUGACAGAUUGCUGGAGCUAGAGCCCAUGAGAAGCGGGAACUACGUGAUGGUUGCGAACAUCUACUGUGAAAUUGGAUCAUGGGACGAGGCGGCGAAGGCAAGGAGGGUGAUGAGGGAAGGAGGGAUGAAGAAGAUGGCAGGAGAGAGUUGUGUUGAGGUAGGAGGACGGGCACAUCGGUUCAUCAGCGGGGAUGAGUCUUGCCCUGAGUUUCAUGGGGCUUGUAGGAUUAUCCAUGAAUUGGAUCUCAACAUGAGAGAAUGUGAACCCACUGACCCAAUUUUAUCAACUGACAAUGAUGCUGACUAGCUUUCGAAUUGCGUGCAUUCUUUU